UCAUUUGCUACUCCAAAACUGUGAUUACACGCGCCAGAAGAAAAACAAAGAGCUGGAGCAUUGCGGGGUUUGAGUGGGUGCGCUGCUGAUAUACUUUUCAAUUCUGCAAUUCGUCGUCUCUUUUCCUGCAAUUUGUAUUUUGGGAGUGAAGUGCGAGUAACAGGACGGUCCAAGGGAAACUGCCGCGAAAAUGAACUACGCGUCGUGGAUAGAAGAGAAGAAACUCAAGAAAACCUUUAUUGUAGCUACAUUGGCCUCCACUCUCGUCGGCACCUUUACCGCGUCUCUAGGUCUAUGGGAGCGCAUUGCAGAUAGACGUGCUCAGCACAGACAGAAACAGCGCGACAACAAACAGGAUGGCGAGAUCAAGGAGUUGAGGAUGCAGUUUGAGGAAGCCCAGCAAAAGGCAGAAAAAAGACAGGAGGAGAUUGAUCGGCUCCGGAACGGCCGAGGACGAGAUGAUGUAGGAAGCAACUUUGAGAGAGACAUGAUGAUGGUGCAGAGAAUGUACGAUCAAGGCUACGGUCGGAUAGGCAGCCGGUUCGCGCAAGGCGAUCCAAUCAUCGAGAACCAGUUACAAGCACAAAUCAUAGCCCUUCAACAGACAGUGAUUAGUGUACUUCAAGACGCUCUCUAUAGCGAUCGCCAACUUACCCGCGCUGACAUGGCGAAAUUAAUCAACGCCUCCAACGAAGCUCGCGAAAAUUCUCUCGAAGCCCUCCGGCAAGCUCAACAGCGCUUGGGAGGUUCCCAGGCCAGCAAUGGCUCCCAUCGAUCUGCAUCGCCCUUGCGCUCUCUCCCGCCUCCACAACGCGCCCCUUCCGCUGUUCUAGAUGGACCUGAGCAGCUCUUUUGCCCUUAUGCUCUUGAUAUCCAACGCAUGCAAAACAAGCCGUUGGCUGCCAGCUUCGCCCCAGGAGGCAGUUGUGUAUGUCCUGCCUGUGGCCUCCAACUCGACGUCACCAGCGAGGACUUUUGGAUGAUCGGAAAACGCACACCCAUCACCGUCUGGGACAAGACCACCGGCUACGAAUCCGAGGUAUUCGAUACCCGCGAGUUCCGUCUUGCACAGCGCUUCGUCGUCCAGUGCCAUACGCCAGAUGGCGAGUAUGCGUGUACAAUUUGUAGCAAAGGCCAGGAAGUGGAUGCGAUUUGUCGAACUGUGGAGAGUCUAGUCAAGCAUGUAGGUACAUACCACGAUGCAGCUGAACUGGAACGCGAACCAGAUCUGAGGGAGGUAAAGGUGGAGACUAAGCGGUUGAGCCUACCGGCUCCCCCACCGCUAUCAAGUGAUCCACGACCAUUGCUCAGGGAGGAAGUGAUUUAUCGCUAAUGUUUUAGAACAUGAGUCCGGUGGAGUAGUCUUGGAUAUAGAGCUGGAGCACGAUAAGGAUACCGAUCGGCUUCGCAGCUGCGAAAGGCUGACAUGAUUUGCGAACCAACCUCCACCUGCAAUGCGCGAAGGAACAAAUCAUUGUUCACUCAUCAAACAAGUUCCUUUCAUGUCCCUCAUCACCAUUUUAGAUCACUUAAGCUCAGCGGGGGGUUUGCCCUGUUGCUAAGCCUUAUCCUCAGUAUAGAUUAGUUCUCAUUACCCAAGCACGGCGUAAAUUAGCAAGACUUGUAAUGAUUAUGUAGAUUAUAUUAUAGCCUUG
Messenger RNA from Bipolaris maydis ATCC 48331, 1655 nucleotides. RefSeq lists its product as uncharacterized. The record is from RefSeq and is a predicted model, not a curated record. NCBI's taxonomy places the organism in Eukaryota, Fungi, Ascomycota, Dothideomycetes, Pleosporales, Pleosporaceae.